CCUUAAAAAAGUUGUCAUUCGAUUCCCAUUCCACAACGCUCGCCCAGUUUUCGCAGGGGACAAAAACUCGCCAAAGCGCACACACGCGGAGAAUCCCAUUUCGGAAGGAUCUGAAAUCAAAGCCCUAAACUUGCUUGCUUUCCGGAGUGAUCCGACUCUCUCCCCGGGCUCUUGAAGUCUGCGAUGGCGCAUCGAAGAACGAAGCUCUGGUUCCUCCUUUUCUCUCUGUGCCACGCUCUCACCGCCGUUGCAGGGAAGAGCUACUACGAUAUACUGCAAGUGACGCGUGGUGCGUCGGAUGACCAGAUCAAGAGGGCGUAUAGAAAGCUCGCGUUGAAGUACCAUCCUGACAAAAACCAGGGAAAUGAGGAGGCGAAUAAGCGAUUCGCCGAAAUUAGCAACGCGUACGAGGUGUUGUCCGAUAGCGAGAAGAGGAAUAUAUACGACAGGUAUGGGGAAGAGGGGCUGAAACAACAUGCAUCUAGUGGCGGAGGCAGAGGUGGCGGAAUGGGAAUGAACAUCCAAGACAUUUUUGGCCAGUUUUUUGGUGGGGGCCAAAUGGACGAGGAAGAGAGAGUUGUUAAAGGCGAUGAUGUGAUUGUUGAUUUGGAUGCAAGUUUGGAAGAUUUAUACAUGGGAGGAUCAUUGAAGGUUUGGAGGGAGAAAAACAUUUUAAAGCCGGCCCCAGGCAAGAGACGCUGUAAUUGUAGAGAUGAGGUAUAUCACAGGCAAAUUGGUCCAGGGAUGUUCCAACAGAUGACAGAGCAGGUCUGCGAACAAUGCCCAAAUGUCAAAUAUGAACGGGAGGGAUAUUUUGUCACUGUUGAUAUUGAGAAAGGGAUGCAGGAUGGGCAAGAGGUUGUUUUCUAUGAAGAUGGCGAGCCUAUAAUAGAUGGAGAAGCUGGAGAUUUAAGGUUUCGUAUCUGCACAGCUUCCCAUGAUCGCUUCAGAAGAGAAGGCAAUGACUUGCACACCUCAGUCACCAUAACACUGGUUCAAGCCCUAGUUGGUUUUGAGAAGACAGUCAAACAUCUUGAUGACCAUUUGGUAGACAUCGGCACGGAGGGAAUUACUAAGCCCAAGGAAGUGAGAAAGUUAAAAGGGGAGGGGAUGCCGUUGCAUUUUAGCACAAAGAAAGGGGAUCUCUAUGUCACAUUUGAGGUUUUAUUCCCAACCUCUCUAACAGACGACCAGAAGACAAAGAUUGAGGCAGUUCUUGCUUAGGAUAUAGGUGAAAUGUUUUUGUUUGGGUUCGAAGAUGUAAUCAAUUGUAACAUGAUGAGGGUAUUAUAGAAAAAUUCAGCGGACCCUGAGGUUCUUUCUUUUUCUAUUAAAUCCUUUCUCUUUGUUGUUUAGUUGUUUUCGAAGAUGUUUUUUACUGUAAUCAUUGAAGCUAUUGAGGCAUACUAUUUUUUCCUCGUUGGCAGCAUAGUUCUCCAUUGUUAGAACCAUGAUAGAAAUCAGAAAGCACUAAAUUUACUGAAGGGGGAGAGUUGCUAUUAA
This is a messenger RNA of Juglans regia (Persian walnut), 1503 nucleotides long. Its product is annotated as dnaJ protein ERDJ3B-like. Bases 184 to 1224 code for a protein of 346 amino acids. NCBI's taxonomy places the organism in Eukaryota, Viridiplantae, Streptophyta, Magnoliopsida, Fagales, Juglandaceae. The transcript is spliced from 10 exons. The record is from RefSeq and is a predicted model, not a curated record. Gene Ontology annotation, biological process: protein folding.